Coccomyxa subellipsoidea C-169 is the source of this 1485-nucleotide messenger RNA. RefSeq lists its product as hypothetical. Lineage: Eukaryota; Viridiplantae; Chlorophyta; Trebouxiophyceae; Coccomyxaceae. Gene Ontology annotation, molecular function: 4 iron, 4 sulfur cluster binding; tRNA (N(6)-L-threonylcarbamoyladenosine(37)-C(2))-methylthiotransferase activity. Gene Ontology annotation, biological process: tRNA methylthiolation. The transcript has 11 exons. The coding region runs from base 1 to 1485 and encodes 494 amino acids. The record is from RefSeq and is a predicted model, not a curated record. Gene Ontology annotation, cellular component: endoplasmic reticulum.
AUGCAGGAUCUGGAGGAUUUUGACGCAGAGAAAUAUGGCAUCUGGGUCAAGACAUUUGGUUGUGCUCACAACAUGUCAGAUAGCGAGUAUAUGAUGGGACAGCUACAGGACUACGGCUACAGGCUGUUGGCCGAUGACAAGCAGGAUGCAGCGGAUCUAUGGCUAGUCAACACCUGCACCGUCAAGAAUCCCAGCCAGGCGGCCAUGAGCACGCUAGUGGCGCGUGGCAAAGCCCUGAACAAGAAGCUGGUGGUCUGCGGCUGCGUGCCCCAAGGAGACAAGAAGGUGCCUGAGCUGCAAGACCUGAGCCUGCUGGGGGUCACGCAGAUCGACAGGGUGGUGGAGGCGGUGGAGGAGACACUCAGGGGCAAUGUGGUGCACAUGCUAGCCAAGAAGAAGCUGCCGCGCUUGGACCUGCCCAAAGUGCGGAGAAAUGCGCAUGUGGAGAUUCUGCCGCUGUCGACGGGCUGCCUGGGGGCGUGCACGUACUGCAAGACAAAGCAUGCGCGCGGCCAGCUCGGCUCCUACGAACUCAGCGCCCUUGUGCACCGAGCGGCUGCCGCUGCUGUCGACCCGCUGGUGAGGGAGGUGUGGCUGAGCAGCGAGGACACGGGCGCGUACGGCCGCGACCUGGACACCUCUCUGCCAGAUCUGCUGCGAGCGCUCACGGCCGCACUGCCGAGCGACGGCCGCACCAUACUGCGCAUCGGCAUGACCAACCCGCCCUUCAUCCUGGAGCACCUCCCCGACAUCGCGGAGGCACUGAAUCACCCCUGUGUGUUCUCCUACCUGCACGUGCCCGUGCAGUCCGGCUCGGACGCAGUCCUGGCCGCCAUGAACCGUGAGUACACCUCCGCCGAGUUCCGCAGAGUGGCAGACACGCUGCUGGAGCUGGUGCCUGGCCUGGAGCUUGCCACAGACAUCAUCUGUGGAUUCCCGGGCGAGACCGACGAGGAUUUUGAGGCCACGAUGGCGCUCGUGCGGCAGUACCGGUUCCCCCACACCCACAUCAGCCAGUUCUAUCCGCGCCCUGGCACCCCGGCCGCACGCAUGAAAAAGCUGCCCAAUGGGGUGGCAAAGGCACGCAGCCGCGCUCUGACGGCGCUCGUGGACGGUUUUGGCGACUGCUACCAGCGCCUGGUGGGCAGCCUGCAGCGCGUCUGCGUCGUGGAACUCGCCGCCGACGGCCGCCACCUCGUCGGCCACACCAAGAGCUACAUCCAGGUGCUGCUGGAGCCGCAGGAGGGCCUCAUGGGCAGUGUGGUGACUGUGCGCGUCACAGCCGCCUCGCGGUGGAACGUCACUGGCGAUAUAGUGUCGCAAACAGCUGCUGUCAGCGGGAGCCAGUGGCUACAGAUAGCAGCGCUGGCGGCAAGGCCGGCCACAGCCACAGCAGCUGCCACUCCGCAGGAUCAGACAGGAGUGACACAAGCCGCCACAAGGAACCCCGCGAUGCACUUCAGCAUGGGUCUGCACAACCCUUAG